Messenger RNA from Westerdykella ornata, 825 nucleotides. RefSeq lists its product as uncharacterized. The transcript has 2 exons. Lineage: Eukaryota; Fungi; Ascomycota; Dothideomycetes; Pleosporales; Sporormiaceae. Bases 224 to 700 code for a protein of 158 amino acids. The record is from RefSeq and is a predicted model, not a curated record.
CACCCACUCCCUACUCCCUACUGCUGCUGUCAUCACAUCCGAGCCCGCCUUCAUAACACACCCCAUCCACCAAAGCACAAAGUAGCCCUAGGUCGUCCGACUUUAUUCACCACGUCGUCGAUUCAGCUCACUCGCCUGCCCGACGGCAGGCUCGCUCCCAAGCGAACGUACCUCGACAUCACCUGACUCCUCAACAAGCACAACAUUGAAACCCCAUCACAACAUGUGCCUCGCAGAACUCAACUGCGAGUUCUGCCCCUUUUGCGCAGCAUGGAACAUCACUCCGGCCGAGUACCGACUGAUCGGGAACGACGUGACUCCCGCUGUGGGCGGACUCACCCGAGUCCCGUCCCUCACGCUAGCCGCUACCCGUCGCGAGACUCGUAGAGGCACCGUGUCUCGGACCGAAAGCACCAACAACACCAUCACCAUGAUGGCAUCCGAGAAGAACAAGGCCAUGAAUGCAAGGGUCGAAGCGUACUUGAGGGCAGCACCUUCCGAAACGUCUCCACGCCCUGCACCGCUGCAAGAGGUCGACGACGAGAGCGAGUUGGGCAUCACGUCGUCUCCAAGCGACACGGCCAGCGAGGGCCAGGACAGCAUCCGUCAGCCAUCGACGUCUUCGCAGCUCGACCGCCCCAAUUUCUUGAACCGGAUGCGCCAGAGGUCGAGGAGGUUGUCGCGCACCAUCUUCAAGUGAGGCGUCUGUCGCCCGCGCGAUGACGAUGCUCCGGGUUCACCAGCUCUAGUCCUUGAGCAGGCGAAGCAGUGGCUCUCCUACCCUUCUAACCGCCAACCCUCAUCAUCUCGACUCGCAACACUCCA